GAGUAGAAAGCCAAGUGGAUGAAGGAAGUGGAGAUCUCCACCCUCCAGCCUCCCCCUGACACUUCUCAUAAAUAUUACCAAGGCUUAUUCGGGAGGCUCCCACCAUAAAGUCACAUCGUGUCCUGGUUUUAACAAGUUUUCAACCGUAAGAAAAUCGGAAAUUUGCCCCUUUUUUCCCUUCGCCACCGCGUUGGCAGUAUCGGAUGCGCUCCGGCCACCGUUUUUCCAACUCGAACUUUACGCACCGGCUACUGCGCCACUAGCUGGAGAGCUGCUGUUGCCGUUUACCGGCUGCUGCCCGGGGAUCCAGUCCUGGUUCUCCGGAAUCUUCGGCGUCGAGGGCAAAGAUCCCUGAUAAAAUGUAUAAUUAAUGUUUUAAUUUGUGGCUGUCGAUCGAUCGGAGGCUGACUUUUUAUCAACUUGGCUUCGGGACUUUGACUUGUGUUUCUCGUCGCUGCUGGCAAAGAAACCGAGAAACCACAAGUGAUUCAGUGUCACAAACUUCAUUGUUUCUGUCCACAAGAAGAGGAGAAAGAGGACACUUUUUAUCCAGAUUCUUUAAAAUAUCGAGGAUCCAAGAUGAGCAAACCCACCGGUUCAACAAGUGGCUGUUUGGAUAUUCUGAAUGUCAAAUCAAGUCGGAUUCUGGACAUCCCAUGUAAAGUGUGCGGUGACCGCAGCUCAGGGAAACACUAUGGUGUUUACGCCUGUGAUGGCUGCUCGGGAUUCUUCAAGAGGAGCAUCCGCAGAAAUCGGACUUAUGUGUGUAAAUCUGGCUCGCAGGGUGGUUGUCCCGUAGACAAAACUCACAGAAACCAGUGCCGAGCUUGUCGUUUGAAAAAGUGUCUGGAAGUGAACAUGAAUAAAGACGCCGUUCAGCAUGAGAGGGGGCCACGGACAUCUACAAUUCGCAAACAGGUCGCUCUGUAUUUCCGGGGCCACAAAGAGGUGAAUGGCUCCUCGGCACAUUUCCCCGGAUCCUCACUACCCGGUCCUCCUUUUUUCACCACUGUCACCCAGCUGGAGCCGCACAACUUGGAGAUGAGCACAGUAGCCACUACACCGGAAAGACAGGCCAUCGUGGGUCUAGCACAGCCAACUCCUAAGUAUCCCCACGAGGUCAGUGGCACCCCGAUGUAUCUGUACGAGGUGGCUACGGAAUCUGUGUGCGAGUCAGCUGCGCGUCUUCUCUUCAUGAGCAUCAAGUGGGCAAAAAGUGUCCCCGCGUUCUCCACCCUCCCUUUAUCUGAUCAGCUGAUUCUGUUGGAGGACGCUUGGAGAGAAUUAUUUGUUCUGGGCAUCGCGCAGUGGGCCAUUCCCGUGGACUCCACAACUCUUCUCGCUGUUUCUGGGAUGAACACUGAAAACACGGAGUCUCAGCGGAUGAACAAGAUUAUGUCUGAGAUUCAAGCGCUUCAAGAGGUGGUCACCAGAUUCAGACAGAUGCGCCUUGACGCGACCGAGUUCGCCUGCUUGAAAUGUAUCGUGACAUUCAAAGCUGUUCCUACGCAUGGAAGCACAGAAUUAAGAAGUUUCCGCAACGCCAGCGCUAUUGCUGCUCUGCAAGAUGAAGCCCAGCUCACUCUCAACAGUUAUAUACACACCAGGUACCCGACUCAGCCGUGUCGUUUUGGUAAGCUCCUCUUGCUGCUGCCGGCCCUCCGCUCUGUCAGCCCGUCCACCAUAGAGGAGGUGUUCUUCAAAAAGACCAUCGGCAACGUUCCCAUCACCAGGCUCCUGUCCGAUAUGUACAAAUCCAGCGAUAUAUGAAUUCUCACCAUCUGCCGGGGCGCGUGAGGAGGGGAAAAAAAAGACUGGAGGCCCACGAGGAGACCCACUGAACAAUCAACACAGACGGUCAAAUCAUAGCAGGUGUAGCCACGGCACAAAAUCUCUUACGGGCUGUCUUAAUACAGCCUAUUUAGGCUUAGGCUCCAUUGAACACAUCCGGAUCACAACUUUAGCCUGUUAACAGUUGCUCUAGUCAAGGAUUAGCAUGUACCUUUCAUUAGAGACCUGCCUGUCUGAUUCUGAAAACUGCAAUAUCUUGUGGCCAAAACAGCUUGCAGCGUUUAAAUGUCGCCUUAAGGCUCUGGAGAGCACCUGCCAAGCACGUUUCCUAAAGAAACGCUGUACAUUAAGACUUUUUUUGUUUGGAUUUUUUCCGAGUGUCUAUGAGACCAAUGAGCUUGACGACCAAUUCACCAUUUUAUUUCUGUGUUCAAUCCCAACGGAGGAAACCAAAAAAAGAAGAAGCAGCAGCAGCAUCCGGGGGGGGGAGAUGCGAGUCGCUGUUCCUCAAUUCGGUGCUGAAACCAAAUGCACCGAUGAGGCGUCAGCUCCAUGAAGCAUUGCGGAGGACUCUUUAAAAAGGAUGCACUAUCUACCCCCCCCCGUAAAACUACAUUCAUCUGAAAAAUGGUGUCUGUAUUUAAAUGGCUGUCCCGUUUGUGUUUGGUGUGUCCUGUUUGAGGCGCAGCAUAAAAAAGAAGAAAAGAAAACGCUUAAGGUCGACUUUUUGAAGUUAGACACUAACACUGGAUAAAAUCUUAUUCAGCACUUGGAAAUGUUUUUGUGGCCUGUAAUGUUUUUAUUCUGUUGUAAAAGCAAAAAACAAAAUUUUUAAUGGAGUUAUAACCAUUUAGAGUUGUAACCAAGAUAAUAAAAUACAGUGAAUUAAACGGUUUUCAUAUAACAUGACCUAGAUGCUUAUAGUAUAGUUUUACUAUAGAUGCUUAUAGUAAAACUACCAGCUGGAGCCCUGGCAUCAUAGCAAACAGUGGUGUUGGUUUCAUAUCUAAUUACAGUGACACUUUAUAAGGAUGUAGAGCUCAUACUAAAUUAUUAAACACUAAUGCAUGCAUCUUGAUUUAAUGCAGGAUUUCUUGUGAACACCUGAAGCUCAUCAGUAAUAACCAACUGUGUACGUUCAUUUGAUUUGUUAGUGCUUUAUCAAGUAAUGAAUAACAUAUUAUUUUACAUUUUUCUUUGCCACCAAAUGAGAUUUGUAUUACAUAAAAUGGUUCAUUUGGGGUUAAUCUCUCCAAAAUCAGAGCAGUGCUUGCUCUCACAGGACAUAUGAAGCUGCAAUCAAACUCCAUCUUCAAAUUCAAAAGUUUUACAUGGAACUGCACGGGUCAAAAGUCCUCACAUCUUAUAUGUGCAGCAUGUGGGAGGCAGUGUGCUUAAAAAAAAUAAUGUACAGAUAUGUUAUUGUUAUGAAAAAGGUCAGACCUUACAAAUAGUCCUGAAGGCAAGAAGAAAUGGCUUUUUACUUUUAUUGUGGUGGCACAUGUGAUACAAAAGUAAAAGGAAAAAAAAAAGCUUCUGGAUCUUGCAUUCAUUAAGCAUAGUGACCUGGCCCAAAUACAUGUUGUACUAAUUCAAGCUUAAUCUGUCACAAGUCAUAGACUGCAUCAUUUGUGUCUUUAGCAUGGCUCACUCUAGUGUAAGUCCAAACUCAGGGCUGUCUUUGAAUAGCUAUAGUCAUUAUACAUCUUGCACAGUAUUUAUUAAACAGGUACAAUAAAGUUAGGAUGACUGCACUGGUCCUGACUGACUGUCCAGAGCGGGUAGCGAGACAGGCAAACGGCCCGAAGCGACGACAAAUGCACUCACACGUGGACACGUUUCACCUAUUUUAUUGGAAAAUAUUCAAAAUAAACAAAAAUGGCACAGCAGUAUACAAAU
Molecule: messenger RNA, 3690 nt
Organism: Haplochromis burtoni (Burton's mouthbrooder)
Lineage: Eukaryota; Metazoa; Chordata; Actinopteri; Cichliformes; Cichlidae
Gene: nr2e1
Product: nuclear receptor subfamily 2, group E, member 1
Exons: 9
Coding region: 580-1770 (396 amino acids)
Biological process (GO): cell differentiation; negative regulation of transcription by RNA polymerase II; anatomical structure development
Molecular function (GO): nuclear receptor activity; RNA polymerase II cis-regulatory region sequence-specific DNA binding; zinc ion binding
Source: RefSeq, a predicted model, not a curated record